AUGGUUGUUUCUCUCACGCUGUCGGUGAGGUGCCCGCGCCGCCCGCGCCACCUGCAUCUGUGCCUUGCGACCUACCUGGGUUGCCUCGCGACAGCGCAGGCAUGGCAGCAGGAGAGCUCACUGCCCGGUCUCGCCCCGUGGUAUUGUCCACCCAUAGGCUUCGAAGAAGGCGCUUGUGUGCGGAAGCACCGCUUCGGCCAGGCUCCAUUGUACAUGGAAAGCUCGAUCGUGCCUCUUUCGGUGAAGGUUGUGCUGGCAGUGGUGCAGGAGCCAGUCGGAGAGCACGUUUCUGGAUUGGCUCAAAUAUUGCUCUCAAAAAUCGAGGCCAUCAGGCUCAUAACAUGCACCGGACGAUUCAGCGACUGUUACCACCAGGGAGUGGUGGAUCAGACUAUGGCCGAACUGUGUUCAUACAUCGCUGGUCUUCAAGGUCGCUUAAGCUCACUCGGAGGUGAUGACGACAAUCUUUGUGAGGCGCUGUUUCGACAUGGAGAUGGCGCAGCAAUGCUGCGGGCCAUUGCAGUGCCACUGCAGAAGUUUGUUGAAGUUGCCUUACCCAGAGCGGCACCUCCUGUCCUUGGCAACUUUGGCUCUCGAUUCAACUUUGAGUACUUCUUUGCUGAAAGAGCGAAGGCAGUGCUCGAACGUGGAGGUUUGCUCCAACAAGUGCGGCUCUCGUAUCCGCCUAUGUUCAGCCCCGGGGGCAUAUGCUCCGUGGACGACCACGAUGAUACAACGCAGAGCAUCGGCCCUGAUGUCGCAGCAGUCUUGGCGAAGCUUCGACAAGCCAAGGUCGGCCUGUCUAACUUUGUGAUCAAUUUUGGGGCGGCCGACGGUGAGUGUGGCUCCGACGAGGAUUGGAACGCCGACCCUGCAAAUUGCCUGACAAGUGAAGGCUUCUCGGCAAUUGUCGUUGAAGGAGAUCAAAAGUUCUUUGACACUUUGCGACGUCGAUAUGGAGAUCGGACUGAUGUGUCCAUGAUCCUGCAGUUCCUGCCAUUGGACAAUGUGACUGACCUGCUGGCAGAUCAGCUGAGUUCGAUGCCGACAGCAUCUUCGUCGCCCGAUCUAUUGAAGGUGGAUGUUGAUCAUGCCGAUUGCUUGUUCAUGCGCGAGGCUCUGCGCGUCGUUCAGCCGAAAGUUAUCCAUGUGGAAUACAUGCCGCAGGCACCUCCGCCGCUUGAAUAUGUACAGCAUUACCAGAGUGCGCUGCUCAAGGUGGACCUACAUGGCAGGGCUGAGCCGCUCCUUCUCCAGGAGAGGCUCUGGAAGCCAUCUGCGCAGUUUGUUUGGUCAGAACAACAACUGCAAAAGAAAAUGCCAGUUGAUGAAGAAACAGGUGGGCACAGAGAGCGACAUCCAGCCGGAAGUGGUCGUGAGAUGACCGGAUGUUCUUUGUCCGCAUUCCUGGUUCAUGCGCCAGGCUACAGCUUGCUGGCUGCUGGAGAUGAAGAAGCCGUUCUUUUGAGGGACGACCUGCAGCCACUUGUGGGUAGGCAGCCGGAUGCGUUCGAUGCUUGGCUGCGAGGGUCUUUCUGCAACCCUCGUAGAAUGACCAACGCGCCUGACUAUGCUACGUGGGGAUUCGACUUUCGCGUCUUGGCAGACCUGACCCUGUCUGCAUCGGCGCGGCUCCAGCAGCUGAACCAGCUUCUGAAGGCCCACGGAGCUCAUGCCUUUUCGCUGACAGCCAGGGUAGAAUCCUGA
Messenger RNA from Symbiodinium natans, 1707 nucleotides. The record is from the annotation of a GenBank genome assembly. Lineage: Eukaryota; Dinophyceae; Suessiales; Symbiodiniaceae.